Molecule: messenger RNA, 1809 nt
Organism: Tripterygium wilfordii
Lineage: Eukaryota; Viridiplantae; Streptophyta; Magnoliopsida; Celastrales; Celastraceae
Exons: 11
Coding region: 336-1631 (431 amino acids)
Biological process (GO): regulation of starch metabolic process; starch metabolic process
Cellular component (GO): chloroplast stroma; starch grain
Molecular function (GO): starch binding
Source: RefSeq, a predicted model, not a curated record
UACAACAAGAGGAGCCCAAGCCCACCGAUCUAAAUCUCUCUCAACUCUCAAACCUCCAUUUCUCACUCCUCUUCAAAUUUUCCAAGACAAAGAUUCGACCGAUAUUCUCUCGUGCUUUCUAAUCUAUUUGGCUUCUCAUUUCUUUCAAAUUCAAACUAUUCUGUUAAGCAACUACUCUGGAAGUCUCCUUCUCCAACUCUACUUCCACUUCUUCGGUUCUUCUUCUCUGCACGAACUUUUUUGUAUAUCAGACCAUCUCUGAGCUUCGUUAGGGUUUUUGUAGUUUUAUUUAUAGUUCUUGUUUGUUGCAUACUGCAAUGGCGUUUUACUAAUUUAUGGCGGCGUGUUCUAGAGGUUUCGCGAAUUUCAAACUCGGGAGAUUCGAGGUGUCGGUAUCUUCUUCUCCUUUGCGUUCUGCUGAUGGAAUAGUGUUGAGGAAUAGGAAGAAGAGGAAGGAUCGAGUUGCGACGAGUCGGAUUAGUUGCUGCUGCUCUGAAUCGGCGGUUCCGAUUGGGAGAAGCGCCGGACCAUGUAAUAGCGUAGAGAAGGUCGAGGAAAAGAGGCAUCACCGCGUCCGAAUCCAAGCCAAUGCUGCAUUGCCCUUUGCUUCUCCUCCGCCUUAUUUUGCUUCCAAACAAGACAAGUUCAACCCUCGUUGCACCCCUAGAAAUUCUGGCCCACAGUCCCGUGACACUCCACCUAAAAGAGACACUGGUAUUGCCAAUGAGAAAGACUGGGGAAUCAGCUUGUUAAACGAAAACGUCAAUGAGACUGGCACCAGUGAAGAUGGCUGUACCUGGUAUCGAGAAGGUGGGGAAGACCUGGGUGAAAAUGGAUACCGAUGUAGAUGGACAAGGAUGGGUGGGCGAUCCCAUGAUGGUUCCUCGGAAUGGAAAGAAACGUGGUGGGAGAAAAGUGACUGGAGCGGAUACAAAGAGCUAGGUGUGGAGAAAUCUGGACGCAAUGCUGAGGGUGAUUCAUGGUGGGAAACAUGGAAAGAGGUCCUCUAUCAAGAUGAAUGGAGUAAUUUAGCAAGAAUAGAGAGGAGUGCACAGAAACAAGCAAAAUCUGGCACUGAAAAUGCUGGAUGGUAUGAGAAAUGGUGGGAAAAGUAUGAUGCUAAGGGCUGGACCGAGAAAGGGGCACAUAAGUAUGGUAGACUAAAUGAGCAGUCAUGGUGGGAAAAGUGGGGAGAGCAUUAUGACGGAGGAGGAUCAGUUCUCAAAUGGACUGACAAAUGGGCUGAGACUGAAUUGGGAACCAAAUGGGGAGAUAAGUGGGAAGAGAAGUUCUUUGCUGGCAUAGGUUCUCGUCAAGGGGAGACGUGGCAUGUGUCCCCCAGUGAUGAACGUUGGUCAAGGACGUGGGGGGAGGAACAUUUCGGAAAUGGUAAAGUUCACAAGUACGGGAAGAGCACAACAGGUGAAAGCUGGGAUAUUGUUGUGGAUGAAGAAACGUAUUAUGAGGCUGAACCUCAUUACGGAUGGGCCGAUGUCGUGGGUGAUUCAAGCCAAUUACUAUCCAUUCAACCCCGUGAGAGGCCACCCGGUGUCUUCCCAAAUCUUGAUUUCAGGUCAUCUCCUCCAUCUCCCAACAACGAUGAUCCGCCGGGCACGCUUCCCCCUGCUUAAUGAAGGUCUGAUUUUCACUUUCCUCUAUUUUGUUUUGGCAGUUUUUAAUAUUAUCUUGUCCAAUUGCUUUGGUUUCAAAGAUGUAUUUCCACUUGUUGUUGGAACAAUUCUGAAUUAUUGUUUGAUUUAUUCAUUCUUUCCAUAUUCAUUGCAUAUGAUGUGGAGCUUGGACUAUAUU